UCGCAAGAACUCGGCGCUCUCGCUUACUUCUACUUCUCCUUUGCCUUCACAAGCGAUGUUAGACUAGAGCAAUUCAAGUACACCCUUCUCACCCAGAUUAUCGGGUCACUAUCGACAACACCCGCGGGGGAGGAAGGUGGGUUUGCAAUUCCAAGAGCCUUUCGGCAUCUCUACGACAAGUAUGCGCCGUCGAAACACCCACUUCCAGAACAUACGGAUGCUGUUUUUCGCGAGGUUCUCCGGCAGUCGGGCAGCACCUACAUCGUGGUUGACGUUUUAGACGAAUGCCCUUCGCGUGAGGAUCGACGCCAGAUUGUCCAUUUCUUAGCUGAUCUCAGCCACGACCCGAGCCACAACCUCCAUAUUAUCAUCACAAGCCGGAUAGAAGAUGACAUUGAGAGAGCAAUGGCUGGCAGAGAGAUACUCACUGUCCCAUUUCCAGCGGAUCGAGUUAAUGUGGACAUCAGAAAUCACCUCCUACACGCCAUGGACACGGUGGGAUACGAAGGCUGGGAUGAAAACCUCAGGCAGACGGUGAUUAGUUAUCUCACAGAGCAUGCAGAUGGAGUGUUCCGGUGGGCCGACCUGCAGCUCAAGGAACUAGAGAGAAAGGGCCGACCGAAAGAUGUCGAAAAGCUUCUCAGAAAGCUGCCUAGAGCGCUGGAAGAGACAUAUGAAAGAAUGCUCAAGCGAAUCGAGGACGUCCACGGCAUGGCAGCACUCUCGAUCCUUCGUUGGCUAGCCUUUUCCAAACGCCCACUUCUACUUGCCGAAGUCAACGAGAUUGCGGCGUUCGAAUACCCAAUGAGGGAUGGUGAUGAUGGCCAUGACGAUCACCGGCAGGUUGUUGAGGUUACCUUUUCGGUAGAAAACAGGUUUUAG
Dichotomopilus funicola is the source of this 882-nucleotide messenger RNA. RefSeq lists its product as uncharacterized. The record is from RefSeq and is a predicted model, not a curated record. The annotation marks the transcript as partial. NCBI's taxonomy places the organism in Eukaryota, Fungi, Ascomycota, Sordariomycetes, Sordariales, Chaetomiaceae. The transcript has a single exon.